UAUUUACAGUAGAGGCUAGGUCUGGGAAUAAUUAACAAUCCACCAGUAGAAAAUUGCGUGAUAAUUAUUAAACACAAGUAGAAGGAAGAUCAAGAACCAGAGAAUGACAACUUCUUCAUUAACUAUCUUAUUUGGUGUGCUAGGUAAUAUUAUGUCUGGCCUGGUCUAUAUUUCGCCUGCAAACGUGUUUUGGCGAAUCUUGAAGCGUAGAUCAACAGAGGAAUUUGAGAGUAUCCCUUAUAUCAGCAAAUUAUUAAAUGCAUUCUUUUGGAUUUACUAUGGAAUUAUUAAGACAAAUGGUUUUUUAAUAGUCACUGUGAAUGUCUAUGGUGCUAUUGUUGAGAUCAUUUUUCUCACCAUAUUCUUACUUUUUGCACCUCCAAAAAUGAAGAUUAGGACUGCAAUUCUUGUGGUAGUUUUUAAUGUCAUAUUUCCAGUAGCAGCAAUUAUGUACAUGCAAAUUUUUCUUCAUGGAAAUACUCGAAUCGAUUUUGCUGGAUCAUUGUGCUCAGUCUUCAGUAUGAUUGCCUAUGCUUCACCACUUUCAUCUAUGAAAACAGUCAUUUUGACAAAGAGCGUAGAAUACAUGCCUUUCCUACUCUCUCUUAUCCUAUUUUUGAACAGUGUAGUUUGGACUGUUUAUGCUUAUCUUCUGAAAGAUUACUUUGUUGGGAUACCAAAUGUUAGUGGAUUUGUGCUGGGAAGUAUUCAGCUGAUUCUGUAUGCAAUGUACUGGAGGCCCAAUUCAUCAUCCAUGCAAAUUGAACACCCAAUAAAUGAUUUAGAGGAUCCACUCAUUACCAAACCUACAAAUGAUCAAUUCUUCCUAAACGAUCAUCAGAGCCUUGAUGUCGUUUGAUAUUUAUAUUCAUUAGGCUCUUUCUUAAUUAUUUAAUGUAUGUAUAGAGGAAUGGUACAGUUCCAAUUAGAGUUGAAACAAAUAGGAUGGCAAUUUGUGUCCGUGUGAGAUACAUUGGUGUAUUUAAUUAAUGAACCUUAACUCAACUUCUUUAAUUUUAGUAUGAGAGAAAUCUCAACUC
Messenger RNA from Cannabis sativa, 1040 nucleotides. RefSeq names its product bidirectional sugar transporter SWEET16-like. Bases 104 to 859 code for a protein of 251 amino acids. Gene Ontology annotation, cellular component: membrane. Gene Ontology annotation, biological process: carbohydrate transport. Lineage: Eukaryota; Viridiplantae; Streptophyta; Magnoliopsida; Rosales; Cannabaceae. The record is from RefSeq and is a predicted model, not a curated record. The transcript has 6 exons. Gene Ontology annotation, molecular function: sugar transmembrane transporter activity.